UAGGAUUGCGUAAUUUAGGGCCUCAUGGUCUCGUUCCUGUCCUGCCGCAUCGACGCCGCUGCUGCACCACUCAGCAGAAGGCCUGCUCAGCUUUCGCCAUGGAUAUGGAUCAAUCGCCGCUGCUGACGCUGCCCGACGAGGUGGUGCUGGCGGUGCUGGCCUGCCUGCCGCCGGGCGACGUCUUGAGCUGCAGCGUGCUGUGCCGCCGCCUCCGCGGCCUCUGCAGGGACCCGGAGCUGUGGCGCCGCCUUGCAGUGCAACCGAGUGCGGACCGGUGGUGGCGCGCCGCCCUCCGGUUCGCGCCCUGCCUCCGCGAGCUGGACCUGACUGCGCCGUACCCGACCACCGAGGCCCUGCAGGCCGUGUCUACCGCCAUGUCUAGCUCUGCGUGCGUCGUCGCCAAGCUCACGUUGGAUGUGAGGGAAGACCUCAGUGGGGCCCUGACAGCGGCUCUAGUGCAGAAGACCGCUGCUCUCGGCGGCCUAAAUACGGUCCACCUAUUGAUUUGGGAGAGUUACGAGAACAAUGACAUUUGGGAUGUCAGCAUGCUGUUCACGGCGGUGCACGAAGUGCCAGAGCUACGUGAACUGAUAAUCGAAAACACCAUCGUGGCAAGCGAUGAUUGGCUGGAAUGUUCCGCCUUUGAGGGGAGCGCGUCCCUCAGGAAGCUCACCUACUCCUCAUUGGAGGACAGCGACAGCCCCUUCCUAUUGGAACGGCUGCUCAAGAGGCACGCCUCGUCUCUGGAACACGUGCGUCUCUACAUUGGGUUCGCGCCGGUUCCCGUGUCCCUCUUGGCUGCCAUACCCGGGCUGCGCUCUCUGACCUGCGCUCUCAGCCAGUACGAUGACCUGUCCGAGCUGAAGACCUCGCGAGGCCUCAACACUCUCGUUCUGCUCGGCCGCAACGGGCCUUUACCGUUUCCCGCGGGGGCCCUGGCCUUCCUCCGCGCGGCGCCGCAGCUGCGCUCCGUGGCGCUUCCCAGCUCGCGGCCGAGCCCCGCCGCCCCGCUGGGCGCGCUGGCCGAGUCGCCUUCUGCCAGCGUCCUGGAGACCCUCGACCUGCGGGGCUACGAAGCGGACCUGAGCGAGGUGGCCGCGGCGCUGAGUCGGUUCCCGGCCCUGCGGACCCUCGCCCUGGACGUCCACAAGUACCAGACCGACAACUUCCUGCCGGCGGUGAGCCCCGCCACCGCCCCUCGCCUCACCACGCUGGAGAUGCGCGUGCCUCUGGGCGCGUGCCCCCACGCCUGGCUCCACGACUUUGCCCAGGACGCCCUGGAGAGGAACCCCCGCCUCCACCUCCGCACGUGGUUCGGCACCUGCCCGGACAAGGCGAAGCAGUGUGGCUGGUGCCGCUUGGGCUGCCACUCCAGACUGGGCUCUAUCGAGAGGACGGCCUUCGCAGCGCACGCCAAGACGACCGGUUGCCCUGGAGACUGCUUCAGGUGGUGCUGAGCUGUUGCACUGCAUUUUCCUUUGGCCAACGCACGGCUUGUAAUCACCUGUGUAGUAAUAGUUAAUGUAGAUUUCCGUUGUCUUUAUGUGAUGUGCUUUCUAGAACUUUAAUCAUGUACGUAUUCUUAGCUGUUUUAACUUCAGAUUGGUUUUGUCAUUGUAUUGUUUAAGCAGGUUGUCCAAAUGCCGCCUCGUAUUAUUUACACGCUGUUUUAAAUUGUGCUUGUUACAAAAUUUAGACCGGAAUGAGAUUCAAAUUAUAUAUGUUACUGUCAAAAUGAAUGAUGUUUGGUAUCCUUUCUGACACCCAUUGAGAAAAUUCCCACAGUUCUGAAGAAGAAAAGAUGAUACACAAUGUGCUCAACAAGAGCAUAAAGGGAUCCCUGCGUAACAUAGAGGUAGAAAGCUUUGCAUAAGUACUUUCACACGCAUUCCAGGAAUGUGACGUCACGUUCAAACGAAUGUGACUACAUGCUCGAAGGAGAGUGACAU
Molecule: messenger RNA, 1949 nt
Organism: Thrips palmi
Lineage: Eukaryota; Metazoa; Arthropoda; Insecta; Thysanoptera; Thripidae
Exons: 3
Coding region: 99-1457 (452 amino acids)
Molecular function (GO): protein binding
Source: RefSeq, a predicted model, not a curated record